AUGAGCUGCUACAGAGCAGUAUAUAAGCAGAGGAAAGGAAUCACAGCCUUACCCGGCGAUACAGACACUGUGGAUUGCUACCCUGCCACCCCGGAUGUGCAUGAGGAUGAGGAUGUGGUUGUGGAUGAGGAUGUGGAUGUGGAUGAGGAUGUGGUUGUGGAUGUGGAUGAGGAUGUGGUUGUGGAUGAGGAUGUGGUUGUGGAUGAGGAUGUGGAUGAGGAUGUGGAUGGGGAUGUGGAUAUGGUUGUGGAUGAAGAUGAGGAUGUGGAUGAGGAUGUGGAUGUGCAUGUGGUUUUGGAUGAGGAUGUGGUUGCGGUUCUGGAUGAGGAUGUGGUUGUGGAUGAUGAUGUGGAUGAGGAUGUGGUUGUGGAUGAGGAUGAGGAUGUGGAUGAGGACGUGGUUGUUGAUGUGGAUAUGGAUGAGGAUGAGGAUGUGCCUGAUGUGGUUGUGGAUGAGGAUGUGGUUGUGGAUGAAGAUGUGGAUGAGGAUGAGGAUGAGGAUGUGGUUGUGGUUGUGGAUGAGGAUGUGGUUGUGGAUGAUGAUGAGGAUGUGGUUGUGGAUGUGGAUGUGGUUGAGGAUGUGGUUGUGGAUGAGGAUGAGGAUGUGGAUGAGGACGUGGUUGUUGAUGUGGAUAUGGAUGAGGAUGAGGAUGUGGUUGUGGUUGUGGAUGAGGAUGUGGUUGUGGAUGAGGAUGUGGUUGUGGAUGAAGAUGUGGAUGAGGAUGAGGAUGAGGAUGUGGUUGUGGUUGUGGAUGAGGAUGUGGAUGAGGAUGUGGAUGUGGAUGAGGAUGUGGUUGUGGAUGAGGAUGUGGUUGUGGAUGAGGAUGUGGAUGAGGAUGUGGUUGUGGAUAAGGAUGUGGAUUUGGAUGUGGAUGUGGAUGUGGAUGAGGAUGUGGAUGAGGAUGUGGAUGUGGAUGAGGAUGUGGUUGUGGAUAAGGAUGUGGAUGAGGAUGUGGAUGGGGAUGUGGAUGAGUUUGUGGAUGAGGUUGUGGAUGAGGAUGUGGAUGUGGAUGAGGAAGAGGAUGUGGAUGUGGAUGAGGAUAAGCAUGUGGAUGUGGAUGAGGAUGUGGAUGUGGAUGAGGAUGUGGAUGAGGAUGUGGAUGUGGAUGAGGAUGUGGAUGAGGAUGUGGAUGAGGAUGAGGAUGUGGAUGAGGAUGUGGAUGUGGAUGAGGAUGUGGAUGUGCAUGCAUAG
Oncorhynchus keta (chum salmon) is the source of this 1191-nucleotide messenger RNA. RefSeq names its product coiled-coil domain-containing protein 1-like. The record is from RefSeq and is a predicted model, not a curated record. The coding region runs from base 1 to 1191 and encodes 396 amino acids. NCBI's taxonomy places the organism in Eukaryota, Metazoa, Chordata, Actinopteri, Salmoniformes, Salmonidae. The transcript has 4 exons.